Molecule: messenger RNA, 1547 nt
Organism: Panonychus citri (citrus red mite)
Lineage: Eukaryota; Metazoa; Arthropoda; Arachnida; Trombidiformes; Tetranychidae
Gene: Sgf29
Product: SAGA-associated factor 29-like
Exons: 2
Coding region: 186-1073 (295 amino acids)
Cellular component (GO): SAGA complex
Source: RefSeq, a predicted model, not a curated record
GGUUUCUUUCGUGAGAAUAGCAAUCAAAGUCUAUUCUCACUCACAUUUUCGUGGGAAUUAAACUUAUGUUGUUUUCUUGGUUAAAGAAAACAAAACCAGGACUUGAUCCCCUUUCUGGUUCCUUAGGCUCAACCGGCCUUACCAUCUAAAUUGGGUGAAAUCUAAUUUGAUGAACUCGGUUAAUUAUGCAAAGGCUAAUGGAUAAUAGUGAGAACAGUUCAAGUGAAGAAAUUAUUUAUGAUAAACUGAGAGAUUUGUACAACCUGAUUGAACAAUGUCACGAGGAGAGGAAUAAAAGUGAGAUGAAUUUAUCGAGCAUAAGGAAGACCCACGAAAAGAUGCAAAAUGAACCUCAAAAGCCUUACUUUAAACAGAAAUUGAAAAGUCUUUACAAAGGUGCGAUCUCAGAUUGUGAUGGUGAAAUUGAAAUUCUAUCUAAAUCAUUAGAUCAGAUAUUUGAAAUACGAACUUUAAUCAAGAAACGUCCUCGUAAGAGUGGCCUUAGUCUGUUUACCAAGGAAACAUCAAUCAGAAGAGGAGCUUUAAUGAAGAUGUUACAACAAAGUGCAUUAACUUUACCCUUAUUCAUCCGUCGAAACAAGGAGGGAAAAACACCGCCACUUUGUGGCUCUAUUCCAGCUGAACCCAAUUACGUUGGGAAAGUCGGCGAUAUGGUCGCAGCUCUAGUUAAAGGUCCAGAUGAUGAUGAAAACUGGAUCUUGGCGGAAAUUGUUUCCUACAAUUCAAACACCAACAAAUACGAGAUCGAUGAUAUUGAUGAAGAGCAAAAGGAGAGACACACACUUUCCCGUCGACGGGUAAUUCCACUUCCACUGAUGAGAGCUAAUCCAGAAACAGAUCAAGAAGCUCUGUUUGAAAAAGGAACCUUAAUCCUUGCUUUAUAUCCUCAGACUACUUGUUUCUAUCGGGCGAUAGUCCAAGAACCACCAAAAACAGCGCAAGAAGAAUAUCAAGUUUUAUUUGAAGAUUCGAGUUACCCUGAUGGUUAUUCCCCUGCCCUCUCUGUACCUCAGCGUUAUGUUAUUGUUUCCAAAGAUUUGCGGCGAAAAUGAUACCAAUCACAAGCGAACAACCAAAAUAAAUCAUCCUCAUCACUCUCAUCAUCACACUAAUCAUCCACUUCUCCGUUAUCGUCAUUCAUCAUCUGCAAUCCUUUAUUAUCUUAACGUACAAAACAAAUUCUUGCCUAUUCUCGAUCCAUCGAUCUCUCUUUCAUCUCAUCAUCCAAGAAUCACCGCUAAUGUCCAACAAUUGGGCAAUAUUCAGAAAAGAAAAUCACUUCUAUCUCACCUCAUCAUCUCAUCACUUCAUCACUUAAUCAUAUCCUGUAAUCAUCAAUAUAUUUAAAUUAUGAUAAAAAUGAAGACCCUCAUCAAUCCCAUUCAUCACCCAAACCUUUUAUUUUAUUUGCAUAGAAAGUUAUUGUAAGAUUGGGGAUAAAACCUGUUGGAAAAAAUUGUUUUUAAUUAUUCCCCAUUUAAAAAAGUAAUUAAAUUAAAUCAGUUUUCUAAACUGAGCAAAAUUCA